This is a messenger RNA of Mizuhopecten yessoensis (Yesso scallop), 1297 nucleotides long. RefSeq names its product fibrinogen-like protein 1. The coding region runs from base 64 to 1182 and encodes 372 amino acids. The record is from RefSeq and is a predicted model, not a curated record. Lineage: Eukaryota; Metazoa; Mollusca; Bivalvia; Pectinida; Pectinidae. The transcript is spliced from 5 exons.
CACUUAUAGACGCGGACGAUUACUGAGCGUUUCUGUGAACUGUUUCAAAGUAACAUUAGUACAAUGGUCAACAUUCGGUCACUCCUGUUGCUUUUGGCCAUCUCGUUGUUAUAUCUAGAUACUAGUAACUGUCAGACUCAUUUGUACCAGGAACUGGAUAACCAUGAUAUUAGGCUGACUGCACUGGAACAGAUGAUGCUGAACUUGACUCAGGCAUGCAACCAUAUGCAACAAAACUACGAAGAUGUCAAACAAGAAAACGCAGUACUGAAGGCAGUGGCUAUGACCCUAACAGUCCGGGUGGAGGCCUUGGAACAGAAUGGUACAGGACAAGCUGCCCAAACGAACAUUGGUGGCACGUCUCCAUCUCAAACAGUGACAGCUACGUCAUCACAAACAUCACAGGCCACCUAUGUGUCAACAUCACCACAGACUCAUGGUCCACCGACGUCGUCCACCACACCACCGAAAGUCAUACCAAGAGACUGUGCGCAUGCUCAAAGGAUGGGAUCUAGACAAAGUGGAGUAUAUAGAAUACAGCCUCAGGACGAUAAUAGAACAUUCGAAGUUCACUGUGAUAUGGUCGACGAUGGUGGCGGUUGGACCACGAUACAGAGACGUAUGGACGGAACGGAAAACUUCGAAAGGAAUUGGAACGACUACAAGAACGGUUUCGGAAAUAUAUCCCGUAAUUUUUGGAUCGGAAAUGACCUUCUUUAUGGCUUGACGAGUCGGGGUCACAUGACGUUUCAUGUCAACCUAGACGACUGGGAAGGGGUAAGGCGGUGGGCAGAGUACCAAGACUUCCAAGUCGGCAGUGAGUUAAGCUGGUACAUGCUUAGUGUAGGAAAGUACACCGGAACUGCGGGUGAUUCCUUUCAUUACCCAGCCUCGUCGCUCCUCCGUCAUGAUGGGAUGAAAUUCAGUACCCCUGACCACGACAAUGAUACGAGUUUUCAACAGUGUGGACGUAUGCUCAAGUCCGGAUGGUGGUUCAACAGCUGUUACAGUUCCAACUUGAAUGGGCCUUACUUGACUCAGCCAAGUGGCAAACACACAUACGGAGAAUCUUGGGGUCAGCCAUCAAUGGACGGAACAGGGAUUGAGUGGUAUCCAUGGAAGAAACACCAGUAUUCGUUUAAAUAUUCCGAAAUGAAAAUUAGACCGACCAAUUUCGUCUGAUACGAUAGUUGCUCUGUGCUUACACCAUUACACAUCCAUUCCUAGGUUCAUCUGAAAUUUUCUGAAAUUAAUGUUUUAUUUGUGAACUUCGGCACAAUAAAAUCGAUGUGCAUUU